GGCGGCAGCAAGAUGCGACCACAGCAUAUCAAUUUAACGAUAGAUUUGUCAAAUGUCGAUUCUAGAAACCAAUGCGGGUCUUGGUCGAGUUGACAUUAGCCUAUCGAUGAUUCAGGCACAAGUUUCUUGGCUCAACCUCUCCUCUUGAGAGCUUGGCGUUGUUUGACAAACACCAGGACGGGAUCUUUUCCGCCCGCUGGUUGGAAUUGCGGCGUGCCCCCCAAGCUUACCUCAGCUUCGAUGCCACCCACGUGAGAGGGCGACAAUGCCGUGAUGACUUGGGAAAGAGCGCGUCUCUCUACGUGUCUCUGAAUUGUAGCUGAAGUCAUGAUCUUAUAACUUGGUCUUAUAGCAACGUUCUCUCUCAUUCUCACUAGACCAGGCUCAUACCCGGCUAGCCAAUCAACGAUCAUCACUUACAACAAGCUUGCUCUCCAGACCUUGCCGACCUUGUUCCGUGGCUGACCUCGACAACCGUGAAAACCUGCGGCAAUUGUCAGAUUGGUUCCAGGUAAUGCUCAUUCGCUCCCAUCGACUUCACUAUUCGAAAGUUAUCUCGGUCAAUACUACUGCAGUUGGUUUGGUAAAACCUUCAUGGUGUUCCUUCUUUCACAAGUUCUUGUCAGGAUCUCAGCCUACGUCAUUGAUCCCACCUUUCUUGUCGACAACAACCGUCAAUACAGCUUCAGGCAGCAGCAUGGAAACAAGAAGGUCGGCUCGCCUCGGUGCCAUCUACGAGUCUGCCAAAAUCACCGAGCCAGUACCUGCUCCUGCUCCAACCAAAUUCCGCAAGAGAAAAGCCGUCGAAGAGGACGACAAUGAGCAAGACACCACCCCAUCAACCCCCCGUCGACCUCGUGCUGCCCCCAAGCCCGACCUCGACCAAGCACCACCAGCAACACCAACCCCCAAUGCAGUCUCCCUCAUAGCCGAACCGGUCAACACAAUCUCCAAGCCCAAACCCGCUGCGGUAAACCGCCUCGCAGACCCCAACCGCACCAACGCCCUCCUCCUAUCCCCUCAAACAUCCCGGCUCAUCUCCUCCACCACCGGCGCCUCAGUCCAACCCCCUACUUCUCCCUCCGCCAUCCCGCUAGAAGGCAUCAAAACCACCCCCUCCACCACAACCACCACCAACCUUCUAGAAGAAGCCUGCGCCCACCUCAUCAAAGUCGAUCCCAGAAUGAAGCCCCUGAUCGAGAAACACCACUGCCACAUCUUUUCCCCUGAGGGUCUAUCCGAGAAAAUCGACCCGUUUGAGUCUUUGGCGUCAGGUAUCAUCUCCCAGCAAGUCUCUGGGGCGGCGGCAAAGGCCAUCAAGAACAGAUUUAUCUCUCUUUUCUACCCAGGCAAUGACAACACCACCACCACCCAUGAGAAAAAGAAGUUCCCCACCCCGGCGGACGUCAUAGGAAAGAGUAUCGAAACCCUUCGCACGGCGGGGCUGUCACAGAGGAAAGCGGAGUAUCUCCUUGGGCUGGCUCAGAAGUUUGUCUCUGGGGAGCUGACGGCGCAGAUGCUGGCUGAUGCGCCUUAUGAGGAGGUUCUGGAGAAGUUGAUUGCAGUGAGGGGGCUGGGGAGGUGGUCGGUGGAGAUGUUUGCUUGCUUUGGGUUGAAGAGGAUGGAUGUGUUUAGUACUGGGGAUUUGGGGGUGCAGAGGGGGAUGGCCGCCUUUGUGGGGAGGGAUGUGGGCAAGUUGAAGGCGAAGGGCGGGGGGAAUAAGUGGAAGUAUAUGAGCGAGAGGGAGAUGGAGGAGAUUGCGGAGGGGUUUAGGCCUUAUCGGAGUUUGUUUAUGUGGUAUAUGUGGAGGGUUGAGGAGACGGAUAUCAGUACGAUGGAGUGAAUACCUCGUGCUGUUUGCUCAUAUCUCAAUAUUCGACAUACCGCUCUCGAUUUUUGGAGCAUUGACCAGCCGGAACUUUUCCAAGUCAAAUCCUAUUAAGUCUCAACUGCCGGAGUCAACUUUUGGGUGUCUGGCUCGGCACAUGAACCGAACCCAAGAAUCUAGUUCAUGCUGUUUCUUGCCGGUGUCACCAUACCCCAAAGUUGGAAUCCCGGUUAUGCAGUUCAGUUCAAGAAUCCCCAUCAGGGCCGCGAUCGAAAUUUCCACCAAAUUUCUGUUUGUUUCAGAUUUACUUGUUCGGUGGUAAUAUAUACCGUAUUAUAUCCCAUGUUUUGUGUGUUAUAUGUGGUAUUUCCCGCUUGAACGAUGCUUGUUAUUGGGAGGAGUUUAAUUACACCCAACAAGAGAGAUAAACUGCGGCGGAAUGGAUCCUAUUCGCGAGAGGUGGUGAUGGUAAUCUGUUUGGUGAUUUUAGUUUGGCAUUU
Molecule: messenger RNA, 2328 nt
Organism: Podospora pseudopauciseta
Lineage: Eukaryota; Fungi; Ascomycota; Sordariomycetes; Sordariales; Podosporaceae
Gene: MAG1
Product: 3-methyladenine DNA glycosylase
Exons: 3
Coding region: 515-1843 (442 amino acids)
Biological process (GO): base-excision repair; base-excision repair, AP site formation; DNA alkylation repair
Cellular component (GO): nucleus; protein-DNA complex
Molecular function (GO): DNA-7-methylguanine glycosylase activity; alkylated DNA binding; DNA-3-methyladenine glycosylase activity
Source: RefSeq, a predicted model, not a curated record